AAUUCCAAACCAUGGCUCUGUCCUGCUGUAAGGGGCUUGCUUUCUUAGCAAUCAUCACGUUUACAGAAAGUUGAUCAUGUUCACAAAGCAUAAAGGAGAGCUUGGAGUUUCACUGUAUCAGUGCUUGAUUGUGUCACUGAUUCUGGCAACGCAGUUACAAGCUAAAGUGAUAACACAGGGCAACAUAACUGCAACCCUGGACCAACCUCUUACCAUCAGAUGUAAUGUGACCAUAGAGGCUGGAACGAUAGUAAAACAGGUCAGGUGGCAGAAGAACCCAGACAAGAGCAUUGCUUCAAACAACCAGAAUGACAAUGCAGUGGUCAGUGAAGAAUAUCGUGGCCGAGUAAAUAUAUCCCUCUACAAACCACAGACGAGUUCCAUUACUUUCAGCCUUAUCACAGUUACCGAUGAGGGAUGCUACACGUGCUUAUUUGAUACCUACCCUGAAGGGGAGCAUCAUGAGAAGACAUGCAUCAGUAUAACUGAUCGGGUUAAGACUGAAGGAAUUGUGACAGCAGAUGUGGGCCAGCCUGUUACCUUGAAGUGUUAUUAUGGGAUACCCAAGAGUGUUCACCAGGUCAGGUGGAAAAUGUUGCAAAACAACAAACUUGAGGACCUGGCUUCAUACAAUAUAAGAUUUGGAGAUAAUGUCAAACAUAAAUUUAAAGAUCGAUUCAGUAUUUAUCCUGGACUAAGCAACACUGCUAUUUCUAUAAAAACAGUAACAAUAAGUGAUGAAGCAUGUUACCUCUGUGAAUUUGAUAUCUUUCCUCAUGGAGCAAAGAAUGGGAGUACGUGCUUGAUUGUAUAUGUUUUGCCUAAACCUGAACUACACCUUAAACGUUUACAAGAUGGAAUCCAAGCCAACUGCACAGCCUCUGCUAAACCAGCACCAGAGAUUACAUGGAAUAUUGCAGGAGGAAAUAACACUGAAAACGUCACCACUACUAGUGAAAUGCAUCCAGCUGGGAUCACAUUGGUGGUUAGCAGCUUGUUUCUACAGACCAGUGUUUCUGAAGAUGAUAUCAUUUGCGUGGUCCAGCAUCCUGGUCUGGAGAGUCCAAUCACAGUAUCUAUGAGUGAUCAAGGAGCAAGUGGCAGGAAUAUCCUCAUGGUUUGCACAGCAUUACUAGUCUUCUGUUUAUGUGUAUGAUUGUGGAGAUGUCUGGUACAUAAGGACUGGUGACUGAUGGAUGAUUACUCAAGACAGCUCCAGUAGGAAAUACACUACUGCUGGCACACUGUAUAGAAUGAAAAAAUGAUGUCACCCAUAUGUCACAUAUUUCCAGAUAAUUACAGUUGGUCAUAUUCAGUUCAUUCAGUGUGUGAUUUUAGGGUUAGAAAUUGCAGUAUCAAAAAGUAUAACAUUCAAGCAUUUUGGAACUGCCCCAACCAGUUUAAGGUUAACCUUUCUAAACUACUGGUAAUUCAUAUGUUCGCUGCAUACAUUUCCAGUUCCAGUUACUGAUUGUUCUAAGACCACAAGUAUAUAUUCUAGAUCUUUCACAAAAGUAACAUUAAGGAAGGUUUCUUUAGUUUCUCAAUAACAGUACUGGGAGUCCCAACAAGGGAUCUUACGCAAUCUUAGUUCUUCUGGCUUGGUGUUUGUCUUUUAUUCACGGGUUCUUGGAAUCCAUUGUAAUAAACCCAUGGUAACAUGUUAUCAACAUUAUGCAAGAAAACAAACAAGUUAAAUAAUGUAUAAUUAUCUUUUACAGCAAUACGGUAAAUAGUAUAUUAUAUCUGAAGUUAGUAGGUCAA
Molecule: messenger RNA, 1764 nt
Organism: Polyodon spathula (Mississippi paddlefish)
Lineage: Eukaryota; Metazoa; Chordata; Actinopteri; Acipenseriformes; Polyodontidae
Product: OX-2 membrane glycoprotein-like
Exons: 7
Coding region: 77-1156 (359 amino acids)
Molecular function (GO): cell-cell adhesion mediator activity
Source: RefSeq, a predicted model, not a curated record